AUGAUUAAUUGGGCAGCAAAUGAUAUGUGUCAAAAUAAUCAUAAGCUACAAUGGGUGAAGAAGCAUAUCUAGAAAUGUGCUCAAUGCGGUCCAGUUGACACAAUGUGCAGGUAUGGAUGUGUCUAAUGCAAUCUCUAUUAUUGUGUAAAAUGCAGAUAGCCUCCUGUAAUGGGAGAUAUAUGUGGGGGCGGACAUGAGUAUAUUUUAUCAAUAAUAGAUUGA
Paramecium tetraurelia is the source of this 222-nucleotide messenger RNA. RefSeq lists its product as uncharacterized. The record is from RefSeq and is a predicted model, not a curated record. The transcript has a single exon. NCBI's taxonomy places the organism in Eukaryota, Ciliophora, Oligohymenophorea, Peniculida, Parameciidae.